AUGCAGAUCUUCGUCAAGACCCUCACCGGCAAGACCAUCACCCUUGAGGUCGAGUCGUCCGACACUAUCGACAACGUUAAGAGCAAGAUCCAGGACAAAGAGGGUAUUCCUCCCGACCAGCAACGCCUGAUUUUCGCGGGCAAGCAAUUGGAGGAUGGUCGCACCCUUUCCGAUUACAACAUCCAGAAGGAGUCCACCCUUCAUCUCGUCCUCCGCCUUCGUGGUGGUAUGCAAAUUUUCGUCAAGACCCUCACCGGCAAGACCAUCACCCUCGAGGUUGAGUCCUCCGAUACCAUCGACAAUGUGAAGAGCAAGAUCCAGGACAAGGAAGGCAUUCCCCCUGACCAGCAGCGUCUGAUCUUUGCUGGAAAGCAACUCGAGGAUGGCCGCACUCUCUCCGAUUACAACAUUCAGAAGGAGUCGACCCUGCAUUUGGUGCUCCGUCUCCGUGGUGGUAUGCAAAUUUUCGUCAAGACCCUGACAGGAAAGACUAUCACUCUGGAAGUCGAGUCUUCAGACACCAUCGACAAUGUCAAGUCGAAGAUUCAAGACAAGGAGGGCAUCCCACCUGAUCAACAACGUCUUAUUUUUGCUGGUAAGCAAUUAGAGGACGGUCGUACAUUGAGCGACUACAACAUCCAAAAGGAGUCGACUCUUCACUUGGUGCUCCGUCUACGUGGUGGUAUGCAGAUCUUCGUCAAGACCCUGACUGGCAAGACCAUUACGUUGGAGGUUGAGUCAUCGGAUACGAUUGACAACGUCAAGUCGAAGAUUCAAGACAAGGAGGGUAUCCCACCCGACCAACAGCGAUUGAUUUUUGCUGGUAAGCAAUUGGAGGAUGGCCGUACAUUGAGCGACUACAACAUCCAAAAGGAGUCGACUCUUCAUUUGGUGUUGCGUCUUCGUGGGGGUCAAUAA
Molecule: messenger RNA, 918 nt
Organism: Drepanopeziza brunnea f. sp. 'multigermtubi' MB_m1
Lineage: Eukaryota; Fungi; Ascomycota; Leotiomycetes; Helotiales; Drepanopezizaceae
Source: RefSeq, a predicted model, not a curated record